This is a messenger RNA of Trichoplax adhaerens, 3273 nucleotides long. RefSeq lists its product as uncharacterized. Bases 1 to 3273 code for a protein of 1090 amino acids. Gene Ontology annotation, molecular function: metal ion binding; 1-phosphatidylinositol-3-phosphate 5-kinase activity; ATP binding. Lineage: Eukaryota; Metazoa; Placozoa; Uniplacotomia; Trichoplacea; Trichoplacidae. The record is from RefSeq and is a predicted model, not a curated record. The transcript is spliced from 19 exons. Gene Ontology annotation, biological process: intracellular signal transduction.
AUGAAUACAAGGUCUAAAUCCAACUAUCAAUCGCUAGAACUACCACCAGAGCUUGAACCCAAAAAUAGACUUGCACUGAAUUCACUAUGGAAAUCAUUUAUCAAAGCCACCGUUGGAGAGAGCGAGACAGGCAAUGCUCUAUCCCCUCAUCAUGGAGAAGGAAGUGAAACUGUCGAACAAAAUACUAAUGAACGUAAUCCAAGUGCAGCAAUAGAAAGUAAUUCCAGUAAUGAGAUACAAGUGAGAAGCGGUCGUGAUGCUUUAACUGCAAUGCUAACCGAGCGAGACACUAGGAGCAAGAAUUUAAGUGAAACCCUACGCUUUAUUCACUUGUGUAUCAACCAAGACUAUAAUAAAUAUAAAAUUCCAGAGACAGACCAAAUUAUUGUUAUGCCUAGCUAUAAACACAGCAGUUAUGUCUCAAUACCUAAAUCCAAGCCACUUCAAUUACCUGAAGAUCAGCAAAGCACUCGCGUCGGAAUCUUGCCCACAAAAUCGGAAAGAACGUUAGUUUCAAAGCCUUCGUAUGAUCAGAUCGCUAACAAAGUAAAGAUAGAACCGGCAUCAAGCCGUACUAGAAUGCCGCUGUCUGAUGAUGACAAGACUACGAGAUCAGUGAUAAUUCAACCCAUGGAAGACAACAAACAUGAUAAUACAGCAAUUCACCAAAAGUUACCAAGUAAAGUAUCGUCUACACCUUCAGCCCCAAAAGAUGUCUCAAAACAGCAUUGGAUGCCCGAUGAAAAAUGUACUGAAUGUUAUGAGUGUGGCCAAAAGUUUACAAUCUUACGCCGUCGCCAUCACUGUCGAUGCUGUGGAAGGAUAUUCUGUAGCACAUGCUGUAGAAUCCGUAUACAAGGAUCACUGCUUGCUUUUACAUUUGGUAUCGAUGCUGACGGUAUGGUCAGAGUUUGCCAUCAUUGUAAACAACAAGUUGAUAGCCAAAUGAACGCGAAGUCUAUAUCAACAUCUGGUAUCGUGACUCCCGAAAAACUAGAUUCUCAACUAACAGAUGAAACAGUAAAUUUAUCAGCCAGAAAAGCUUCUUUCCAUAAAAAUGCUAAUACAGAAGAUACUGCAUUCUUACCACUUACCGCUACCAUGAUCAAAAGCUUACUACGAUCGGGCUUUAACGAUGCAAAUGAUAAAAAUGCCUCUGAUAACGUGAUAGCAAUCAGAAAGUUACAGCAUAUCGCCUCUGAAAUGUGCCGUAAGAUCGACUUAAUAGCAAAUACAUCCAAUAACCAUAAUUCAUCGCCAUCCGAUACAAUCAUUUCUGGUUAUCAAAUUUCCUCCUGGUUGUUAUCACAUAGUCAUGCAAUCGAUAGGUCACAAGCAGCAAGUAUAGGACAAGCUUUGGUUACCAUUGGCUUUCUCUUUAGUCUUACUCGAGAAUCAAAUGAGUUUACUGAUACGAAAGAUAGUAGAUUUGUUAUCAAUGAGUACCCUUUUAUUAAAGCUGUCGAGUUAUUUUCAGGCAAUGAAAGUAAUAAUGAAAUAAACGUUAGAGAGACUGCGCCGGAAACUAAACCUUCAGAAGGAAUAAUCAACUUUAAAAGUACUAUGGGUGCUACUAACAGAACGAAGAGGAUAGCAUUAGAAAACAUGAACAUGAACGAGCAGUUCCAGAAGCUACGCCGAGAAAGUGCUGUAAGAAUAUAUGAUCAAUUGAUGGCCAGUGAAAACCUAGAUAGUAAAUGGAAAGAAAUUUUAUUAUCAAUUACUUAUGAAAUUGUAGAAUCUGUCCGCCCAGACGUAGAAAAAAGGGAUAAAAUGGAUAUUAGACAAUACGUUAAAGUUAAAAAGGUUCCGGGAGGACUCCCUUCAAACACCCGUGUAAUAUACGGCACAGCUUGUUCGAAGGAUAUUGCCCAUAAGCAUAUGAAGAAUCGAAUAGAAAAUCCUACUAUCCUUUUGCUUAAUUGCGCUUUAGAGUUUCAGAGAGCGCAAAAUAAAUACUGCAGCUUACAGUCUGUAACAAUGCAGGAUGUUAUGCUACGAAUAGUACGGAGCUGUCGUGGUGAUGUGAUUAACUCACUCGAACAAGUCACUCGACCUAGACUUGGGGGUUGUGCACUGUUCGCAGUAUAUUCGUACAAUCUACCGAAUGGUGGCGUAAAAACAAUCACCCAGUUUGAGGGAUGUAAUCCAGAAUUCGGUUGCUCCGUUAUACUCCGCGGCGAUACUAAUACUGAAUUAGCAAAGGUAAAACGUGUAUUACGCUUCAUGAUAUAUGCUUAUCAUCAUCUUAAGUUGGAAAGUAGCUUAUUAAUAGAUUAUUCCGUGGAUUGUAAAUCUUCAUCAUUAUGGGAAGUUACUACUAAUAAUCCUUCUAAAUCAACGGACGAUAUUGAGAAGAAGUCGAACGACGAAACGAAAGCUGUGUUAGAAAAUGAAAAUGAAUCAUCUAUUGCAGACGACUCAAUUACUAAUGACCUAUUGCUGAACGACAAAGUUGUCUACGCUUUUAAUAACGUUAUAACUUCAGUGUCUAUGUUUAAAACAUUUCAUAUUCCAUAUAUUUUAACUCAUACCGGAAACAAUUCUCCAGUCCGUAAUUAUUUAAUUCCCAAUAUUUACUUAUCGAAAUACUUCUAUCGAGAUUGUCGAUUUCCUGAAGAAAAGCAAGAAGAGGAUAAAAUGGAUCCCGAUUACUUAAUAAAAUUUGCCUAUAGGGAAACCCAUGCAAAUAAUGAACACCAUUCCUUUAAACCUUCCGGAACCGUCUUACUUCCCCGUCACGAGUUCAUAACAGAUGCUUCCAUCUUGCAUAGCAAUGAAUCAUCAUUGCAGAAAAGCCUGGUAUGUUUCCGCUCUUAUGGUGGAAGGAUAUAUAGUGUAUGGUCUCCUGCAACGCAAGACGGCCGUAAUAAAUCUGAUUCGGAAUGUGUGUCAUUUGGUCAGCAAAAGAUUGAUUGCCUUGAUAUUUAUCGUCAUCAACAAAUAACUGUACUUUACUCCCGUACAUCAAAAAUAAGCAGUGGUACAAGCAAGUGUGUUAGCCACUACAUAAAGUGUAUCGAUUUUUAUAGCGGGAACGACAUACCCUUAGGAUUGUUUCUUCAAAUACACUGUUUCAGUAAUCAGAGGUGUUUCAUAGAUAACUGCGAAUUAUCAGCUAAGGAUCACGUUGAACAAUAUACACAUAAUAAUGGCACUGUCAGUAUCUUCAUCCAGAAUAUACCAGAGGAAGAAACUUCUGGCGAUGAGUUAGAAGAUUUUAUAACAUCGUGGAAUUUCUGUAAAAUUUGUAAAAAGGUUAAGAUGCAAUGA